GUCGAAUUCAGAGUUACUUCAUGUAGUUCUCUAAUGCACUCACCUAAAAUUUUGCAUCUUAGCUCUCUUGGUUAUUUUUCCCUCCAGUAGCCUGUGAAUUUGUUUAUGCCAGUGACUGCAUGUUGGCUAAACUUUUCUUUUUAACCUUCUCUAACAUCUACCACAAUGCUCUUUACUAAGGGCUGCUUUUCUGUUUUGGCUACAUUCUGGGAGCCCCACAAAUGCCUGCCGGUAGCUGUUCUAACUCAAACCUCACAUAUUUUCCAAAAAUUGGACCAGCUCCAGUUCAAAUCCAAUCUUCCGCCCCCACGUGACACUCACUACCUUUGCCAGACUCCGGCCUGCCUGGAGUGAUCUGAAGCCGUACUGAUGGGCUGGCUGACCUCCAGUGACCCUUCGGCCUGGCCCUAGAGCCCCGCAGGGUGAGGGGGUGAGGUAAGGAUUUCCUGGUGUCCGCACGGGGGAUCAGCUCCGGUCAAAGAUCACGAUCGGCCAACACUGUAGGGAGAGCAUCCGCAUCUGGAGGCAAUGCUAAGUUAACUGACCAUUCGGACCAGUUUUUCCAAAGCCUGAAUUUGAAUAUCGGCCCUCACAAGUCACCGGCAAACAUCUACGAAAUCGAGAACGACGGUUCUAGAACCAGUUACUUCUUUUUCUGCUUCGUAACUGACGGACCCCCAGGAGCGCGAGGACGUGCCUUUGCGCAGGCGCCGACCCGGGCUGGGCUAGUCCAUUAGAAAAGAAGGCGGGGGGGGGAGAGGCGGAGGAGAGUAUUGUGUAAAGAAAAAAAGAGCGAGUGGAGACCGGGCUGGAGAAACUGGCGGCCAUGCCGCCUGCCCAAUGGGAACGCGCCUUUUGGCUCUUCCUCCCUCCCCUCCCCGCCCUUCGUUUCUUCUCCGCCCUCCUCCUUCAUAGAUUUCCGCUUCAGCCGGCUUCGGGGAGCGCUUGCGGCUUGUGUUGGGUCAGUGGCGCGCGGAGGUUCUGUCGCGCGCCCUUCGCCUGCAGCGUUCGGGUGGGGGUCGCUGGCCGCGAGGCUCGCGCCGCCGACGCACGCCUGCUCACGCGCACGUCUCGCGCCUGUAGGGUUCUCCCGCCCUCCCUCUCCGCCUUCCCCCCUCCCCUCACUCCCGGCGGGCCCGGGGGGACCGUUGCCCUGAGUUCCACGGCGGCUCCUCCGGACUCUUCGCCCGGGCCGUCUGCCGAGCCCAGAGCCGGCGGCGUGAUGAAGCACCUGCCUUAUUUCUGCCGGGGUAAAGUGGUGAGGGGCUUCGGACGGGGCUCCAAGCAGCUUGGCAUCCCCACAGCUAACUUUCCUGAGCAAGUAGUAGAUAAUCUUCCAUGUGAUUUAUCUACUGGAAUUUACUAUGGUUGGGCCUGUGUUGGAAAUGGAGAUGUCCAUAAGAUGGUUUUAAGCAUAGGAUGGAACCCAUACUACAAGAAUACUAAAAAAUCUGUGGAAACUCACAUUAUACAUACCUUCGAAGAGGACUUCUAUGGGGAAAUCCUUAGUAUAGUCAUCACUGGCUACAUCAGACCAGAGAAAAACUUUAGUUCAAUUGAUGCCCUUAUUUCAGCAAUUCAGGAUGAUAUUGAAGAAGCUAAGCGACAACUGGAUUUACCCGAACAUUUGAAACUCAAAGAAGAUAAUUUCUUCCAUAUGCCAGAAAGCCAAGUAAUGAACGGCCACUGAUCAAAAGUCAUUUUAUUUACUUGUUUAUUUUUUCUCUUGUAUUCCACUAGUCUUUAUCAUUGCUGCAGGCUUGUAUUUGCUUAGAUUAAGAAUUUUCCGAUAGUUGUGCAUUAGUUUAUACAAUACAGUGUAGUUGCCAUUUUAUGCUUAAUGUUACAUUAAACCCGUCAUGCAGCAGUACCAAAAAGGUUCUUUUUAAAAUCAAGAUUUUUAAUGUUGAACUAUACAAAAGUUUCAUGAAACACACUACAGUAAAAGCAGAGAGAAUAACAGGAUCUUAAGUUUUUUUGUGAUGGAAAUAGAUGUUUAUAAGUAAAAACUGACUGGCUUAGCGCCAAGUCAUUUGCUGCAGGUGAGAAUAGAGGUCAUGCUAGUGGCUACAGAUUCUGUAUAAUACUUCUGACUUCCAAUUAACUGCUAUUAGACCUAGAUGCCAUGGAGAAAUAAAAUGUGUGUUGUAUGAGGCUUUGGCAGUCUAAUGCCCUGAAAGGAAGAAAUGACAGAAUUUGUGUUUUGACAUGUGUAGCAUAAUAUAUUUUGUUUGUUAAAGAUGAGAUUUUGUGAAACUUCAUUUUAUUUGGGAUUAUUUAUUAAAAAGAAGUUUCUGAUUAGGGUCAUUAUUGCACUGUUUUCCAUUUUAUAUUUAUUUUCAUGCCCUGAAUUCUAAGGGUUUUUGAAUUUUAAAGGACUGGGUACUUCACUAUAAAUUUUAGAUCAUAAAUUGCAAAUAUGAACAGAAAGAAAUCAAAGUUUAA
Vombatus ursinus (common wombat) is the source of this 2445-nucleotide messenger RNA. RefSeq names its product riboflavin kinase-like. The record is from RefSeq and is a predicted model, not a curated record. Gene Ontology annotation, biological process: FMN biosynthetic process; riboflavin biosynthetic process. Gene Ontology annotation, cellular component: mitochondrion. Bases 827 to 1690 code for a protein of 287 amino acids. NCBI's taxonomy places the organism in Eukaryota, Metazoa, Chordata, Mammalia, Diprotodontia, Vombatidae. The transcript has 4 exons. Gene Ontology annotation, molecular function: riboflavin kinase activity.